Molecule: messenger RNA, 2049 nt
Organism: Alexandromys fortis (reed vole)
Lineage: Eukaryota; Metazoa; Chordata; Mammalia; Rodentia; Cricetidae
Gene: Nyap2
Product: neuronal tyrosine-phosphorylated phosphoinositide-3-kinase adaptor 2
Exons: 5
Coding region: 1-2049 (682 amino acids)
Biological process (GO): neuron projection morphogenesis; phosphatidylinositol 3-kinase/protein kinase B signal transduction
Source: RefSeq, a predicted model, not a curated record
AUGAUACCCUCCAAGAUGAUGAGUGCUAAUCCUGAAGAAGACCCUUUGGACAGUUUUCUCCAGUAUAUUGAGGAUAUGGGGAUGAAAGCAUAUGAUGGGCUGGUUAUUCAAAAUGCAUCUGACAUUGCCCGUGAGAACGAUCGCUUGAGAAAUGAAACAAAUCUGGCUUACCUGAAAGAGAAGAAUGAGAAACGGCGAAGACAGGAAGAAACAAUCAAACGCAUAGGGGGAGAAGUAGGGCGAGGCCAGGACGCCAGCUACGCAGGCAAGCAUUUCCGCAUGGGGUUCAUGACGAUGCCUGCUCCACAGGACAGACUCCCACACCCCUGCUCCAGCGGAUUCACUGUGAGAUCUCAGUCCCUGCACUCCGUCGGAGGCACCGAGGACGACAGUAGCUGUGGAUCCCGAAGACAGCCACCUCCCAAGCCCAAGCGAGACCCCAGCACCAAGCUUAGCACUUCAUCUGAGACCGUCAACAGCACUGCAGCCAGUAAAAGUGGGAGACCCCUGGAGAGGCCAGAAGGUAAACUCACCACGCCCACUUCCCAGUCAUCUCCAAAAGCUUCAGCUUCUGGGAACCUGUUUCCUUCUCCUGAGUCCCAGGAAAGAAACAUUAAGGUGUCUGCCAAGCCAAGACCCCACAGUGACGAAUAUUCAAAGAAAAUCCCCCCACCAAAACCAAAACGGAAUCCCAACACUCAGCUUAGCACAUCAUUCGAUGAAACCUACAUCAAAAAACAUGUGCCAAGAAGGACCUCGCUCCCACGAGAUUCAUCUCUGUCCCAGGUUUGCAGCCCUGCUGCGGACCCGGAAGAAGAGGAGCCCGUGUACAUCGAGAUGGUGGGUAACAUUCUGAGAGACUUCAGGAAGGAAGAAGACGACCAGAGUGAGGCUGUGUACGAGGAGAUGAAAUACCCCAUUUUCGACGACCUCGGUCAUGAUUCCAAAUGUGAUUUCGACCAUCACAGUUGUUCUUCGCAGUGUGCUACUCCCACGGUGCCUGACUUGGACUUCCUCAAGUCUUCAGGACCAUGUACUCCUAAGGGUCUGCUCUGUGACAUACCCCCACCCUUCCCCAACUUACUUUCUCAUAGACCACCCCUGCUGGUGUUCCCACCUGCCCCAGCGCACUGCUCCCCCAAUUCUGAUGAGUCUCCGCUGACCCCUCUGGAGGUCACAAAGCUUCCUGUAUUGGAAAACGUGUCUUACAUGAAGCAGCCACCUGGAGCAUGUCCAUCCUCCCUGCCAUCGCACACCUCCAGCCACACUAAAGACCAGACCGGAGCCCUGGGCCCGGCGCCUGCAGCUUCUGUGCUCUCCUCGUCUCCUCCGCCUCCAUCUACUCUGUACAGAACCCAAUCUCCUCAUGGCUAUCCAAAAAGUCAUUCUACCUCCCCAUCCCCUGUCAGCAUGGGGAGGUCCCUGACGCCCUUGAGUCUCAAGAGGCCUCCCCCCUAUGAUGCUGUGCAUUCUGGCAGCCUCUCAAGAAGUUCUCCCUCAGUGCCUCACUCGACUCCCAGACCCGUGUCGCAAGAUGGGGCAAAGAUGGUCAACGCCGCAGUGAACACCUACAGUGCUGCGCAGAGCGGUUCCAGGUCCCGGACACCAACCAGUCCUUUGGAAGAGCUCACCAGCCUUUUUACCUCAGGGCGUAGUCUGCUGAGGAAGUCAUCCAGCGGCCGAAGGUCCAAAGAGCCUGCAGAGAAAUCCACUGAAGAGCUCAAAGUCCGAAGCCACAGCACGGAGCCAUUACCUAAGUUGGAGAGCAAAGAGAGAGGUCAUUAUGGAUCAGCUUCCUCCAGAGAGCCAAUGAAAGCUCAAGAAUGGGAUGGAACCCCAGGUCCACCUGUGGUCACCAGCAGAAUGGGCAGAUGCUCUGUGAGCCCUACAUUGUUGGCUGGAAGCCACAGUUCAGAACCUAAAGUAAGCUGCAAGCUAGGCCGAUCUGCAUCUACAUCAGGAGUUCCUCCUCCUUCAGUGACUCCUCUCAGACAAGCCAGUGACCUACAACAGAGCCAGGUACCAUCAUCGUUAGCCAAUCGUGAUUGA